AUGCUCAACGGCGGGAAGGCGGUAAGGGACAGGGACGGGAAGAUUGUCGAGGCGGCUGCGUUUCAGAAGGGCGAGGACGAGACGAAGCCGGGGAGGGUGCAGCCGGAUAGGCGCUGGUUCGGCAAUACCAGGGUUAUUAGCCAGACGGCGCUCGACCACUUCCGUACCAGCUUGGCCGACAAGAAACACGACCCGUACUCUGUGCUGUUGCGCAGGAAUAAACUGCCCAUGCAGCUCCUCGACGACGCCGCCAACCCAAAUUUGCGCAAGCGCGCACACAUCGUCGAGACCGAGCCCUUCGGCGACACCUUCGGCCCGAAAGCGCAACGCAAACGCGCCAGACUCGACGUCGGCACCUUCGAAGAGCUCUCCGCCCUCGGCGCCGCCGCAGCCGACGAAGCCGAGUCCGCGCGCGUCUCGCGCGAGCUCCAAGCCGCAGCCGCCGGCGAAGCGGCCGCCAUCGCCGACGAGGCGACGCAUGCAGAUUACAUGGAGCCGAUAUACAUGAAGGGCACCUCGCGCAGGAUCUACGGCGAGCUGUACAAGGUCAUCGAUUCGAGCGAUGUGGUGCUGCAUGUUAUUGAUGCGCGGGAUCCGCUCGGGACGGUGUGUGAGAGCGUGCUGGAUUAUAUUAGGAAGGAGAAGGCGCAUAAGCAGGUCGUGCUUGUGAUUAACAAGUGCGAUCUGGUGCCGAACUGGGUCACUGCCCGGUACAUCCAACACCUAACGCCCCGCUACCCGACGAUCGCCUUCCACGCCUCGCCCAACCACUCGUUCGGCAAGGGCGCGCUCAUCCAGCUCCUCCGCCAGUUCUCCCAGCUGCACUCGGACAAGAAGCAGAUCUCCGUCGGGCUCGUCGGCUACCCGAACGUCGGCAAGAGCUCGGUGAUCAACACGCUCAAGAGCAGCAAAGUGUGUACUGUGGCGCCUGUGCCCGGCGAGACGAAGGUCUGGCAAUACAUCACCCUCACGCGCAAAAUCUACCUCAUCGACUGCCCGGGCAUCGUCCCCACCUCCGCCCGCAACGACUCGCACACCGCCACAGUCCUCAAGGGCGUCGUGCGCGUCGAAGCGCUCCCCACGCCGUCCGAGCACAUCCCAGCCCUAAUGGAGCGCGUCAAACCCUUAUACCUCUCGCGGACGUACGGCGUGCCGCUGCCGGACGAGAACGAUUCGUCGAAGGGAUGGGAGCCGGAGGAGUUCUUGGAUAAGCUCGCGAGGAUGAAGGGGCGGCUGUUGAAAGGCGGCGAGCCGGACCUCGAGGCCGUCGCGAAGAUCGUCCUGAGCGACUGGGUGCGCGGUCGGAUUCCGUUCUUCGUGCCCCCGCCCGAGAGGCCCGCCGAGCUCAACGCGAAAGAGGAGAAGGAGCGGAAGAGGGCGGAGCUGAAGGGUAAGGGUAAGGGCAAGGCGGAGGAGAGGGUGCCGGGCGUGAAGCAGAACUUGGGGACGAUUAUGCAGAAGAACUCGUUUGUGGGCGAGGAUGUGAGGGCUAUUGAGGACUUUGGUGGGGAUGAGGAGGAGGAGGCUGUUGGUGAAGACGAUGAGGGCAAAGAUGAGGAGAGCGAGGGCGCGGCUGGGGAGGUGGCUGAGGAUGCUGCGCCGUUGACGUGGAACGACGUCUUCAGUGGUGACGACAACUCCGGAGCUGCAGCGCCAGAGUCAGCGGAGGUCAGUGUGGCUCAGGCGCCGUCAUCCCCCUCGGAGCCAGAGGAGCAGAUGGCAGACGAGGAAUGGGCCGGCUUUGGCGAGUCAACGUCAGCGGCCGACCUCGACGAUGCGUCAGAUGCGGACGGUUCGGACGAUGGCGAUGGUGAGGUAGAUACGCCGCGCGCGCCUGCUGCGAAAGAGGCACGCCGGACGACGAACAAAGUGCGUUGCUCCGAUUCGCUGAUCCAUAUCCGACCCGCUAACUUCUCCGCUCUCUCUUCUCCUUCUAUCACCGCAAUCACUUGUUCGAUUCGCACUCGAUCCGAGCAGAAAAAAGCGGAGAAUUUCUACACGAGCGCGAACGUGAAGAACAAGAACCGCACCAAGGCGGCGCUGAUGAAGUCGCUCGUGGGCAAGAAGGGCGCGCAGGACGCCGGCGCCGCAGGGUCUGGAGCCGGGCGGCGGAGGAAGCGUUGA
Molecule: messenger RNA, 2124 nt
Organism: Peniophora sp. CBMAI 1063
Lineage: Eukaryota; Fungi; Basidiomycota; Agaricomycetes; Russulales; Peniophoraceae
Source: the annotation of a GenBank genome assembly